This is a messenger RNA of Equus quagga, 3590 nucleotides long. It is a transcript of the gene ZNF438, whose product is annotated as zinc finger protein 438. Gene Ontology annotation, cellular component: nucleus. The transcript has 8 exons. The coding region runs from base 699 to 3263 and encodes 854 amino acids. The record is from RefSeq and is a predicted model, not a curated record. Gene Ontology annotation, biological process: regulation of transcription by RNA polymerase II. Gene Ontology annotation, molecular function: sequence-specific DNA binding; DNA-binding transcription factor activity, RNA polymerase II-specific. NCBI's taxonomy places the organism in Eukaryota, Metazoa, Chordata, Mammalia, Perissodactyla, Equidae.
GAGAGGGGGCUCCCCCCGACCGACGACCCGUCGGCACCUGAUGGGGAACAAACGGCUGAUUCCACACGUGGAGAACUUUUAACGAACACGUGAGGGAAGGCAGGCAAUGUCUGCGGAGAAUCUACCUCACAACUCUGGCGUCCCACUCCGACCACCUGGGCGACAGCCUGUUUGCUGUGUUCCCGGGGGUCUUCGUCCCCUUCUAUUGAACCCCCGCCACACGCUUUAAACGAAGCUCCAGCAAAGCAGCCCCCGCCCGAAGCGUCCCGGCCUGCGAAGCCCGCCAGGCGGCGGCCGCGCUUUCCGCGCCUGCGCCCAGCGCUCCACGGCGGGGGCGGGGCCGCUGAGCAAAGGGGCGUCCCUCCCGCCGGCGCGCUGGGGCGGAGCCGUGGGGCCGAGUGGUCCGCGCCCUGCGGCCUGACCUCCCGGAACGCCGGGGCCCGUGACGUCACCUCGCCGUGACGCGCACGCUGUAGGAAAACUGAUUAAUUAAAAGAAUUUGCCAUAUGUCUUAUGACUCUACUGGAGCUGUGGGAGAUAGAUAAAGAUGAAUGCCACGUCUCAUCCAGUACUGAAAAUCUGAAGUUUAGAAGACAUUUACUAAGUCAGAUCACUUCAAGAACUGCCAUACUGCGUCCAUUGAUAGAUGAGUGGAUAAAGAAGACGUGGGAAGUUCUAUUCAAGUGAAAUACAUCAGAAUGCAGAAUUCUUUAUCAGUUUCACCAAAAGAUCAAGGAGAUGUUUCCAUGCUCACCAGGCCUGAGAAGCAGCUGAAACAGAAAAUGUCAGAAUCUCCUGGAAAGACAGUGUGCACAGGUGAAUCAAACAUUCCUUCUGGAACAAUUCAGAGUGGUAAGGGUUUGCAGAAUAAGAGUCAGUUUAGGACCAUUGCACCAAAAAUUGUGCCCAAAGUGCUAACACCCAGAGUGUUAUCAUGCCAUUCGCCGUCACUCUCUGAUCAGGUGAAUCCAGGACCUUCCAUCAACUCCAAGCCCCUGGGGAUGCCCACCCAGAAUUAUGCUCUGAUGCAGGUUUCUGGCCAGGAGGGGACAUUUUCUCUUGUUGCUUUGCCGCAUGUUGCCUCAGCUCAGCCAGUCCAGAAACCCAGACUGCCCCUGCCUGAAAACCUUAAACUGCCUAUUCCUCGAUACCAACCCCCGAGAAAUAACAAAGGAUCAAGAAAGAAACCCAUUCUGAGCACCUCUGAGAGUGGUUGUAUCAAACCUCCUGCCCAGACCCAAACGUCCCCUUGCCCACCUGACCGUCCAGAGCCCCCACACACACCCAGUCCAUCCGAGCCCGUGCUGGCUCUAGACCACGCCCCCGCCAGCAUCACCGCGGCUGCACUGACCAAUGGAGGUGGCCACGGAGACUCUCGCCCUCCAGUGACCAACGACCACGGAGAUCCAAACCCUGCUGCCACCCCAACAUCAUCCACACCAGAGGAGCCCUCUGCCAAGCAGGGCCUCGUGCAGAUUUCAGGGAAGGCAAACUUCGCAAGCAAGAAAAUACCCAGUAAGCCUUCUGCUGUGGCCAGUGAAAACCAGAAUGAGCAAGUGGACCUUGCAAAAGCCGUGACCAAUUCAGCACCAGCCGUUUUGGGCAAUGCAGUUCAGCUGAUCUCCUCAGUCCCCAAAGGGAAACUGCCCAUCUUCCCCUACUCAAGAAUAAAAAGCACGGAGGCUUACAGAAGUGAAUCAGAUGCUAACAUCACAGAGUUUUCUUUACCUGGGCUCAGGGCAGACUGUGAUAAGACAGCCUCCAUCACAGAAGGCUUGAAUGCAGUCCCCAAAAUCGCCAACAAGAUCCCUGCCCCACAGGUGUCAAAGCAGAGUCCCUGUGAAAGUGCCUUUUGUCCGGCCACCAAGCUAGAUCUCAGCCACAAACCAAAACUCAGUGGUGGGGCAGCAAAGAGAAGAGGAAGAAAACGGAAGGUACCAGAUGAAAUUUUGGCGCUUCAGGGAAAAAGGAGGAAAUGUGUCAUUAAUAAGUGUAAAGAUGGUAAAGAAAGAGUGAAAACUGAUCCCCAGGAAUCCAGAGAUCAAAAACCUGGGGCUAUGAAGAAAUACCGUAGCAUUAUGCCUAAACCUGUCCUCGUCAUGCCAGCCUUGGCCCCCCUGGCUUCUCCUGCAGCCCCAGUGCAGUCCCACACGCUCGGCAGGAUAGCACAGGACGUUCUGUUCAGCCAUUCACUCACUCCUCAAUAUCUCGGCUGUAAGCAGGAUGACAGCCCUUCCGCCAAGCCCAGCUCUGCAUUCAGAAAUGGAUUCUCUGGCAUUAAGAAGCCUUGGCACAGAUGUCACGUCUGUAACCACCACUUCCAGUUCAAACAGCACCUUCGAGAGCACAUGAAUACACACACGAACAGACGGCCAUACAGUUGUCGGAUCUGUCGCAAGGCGUACGUACGCUCUGGCAGCCUGAGCACACACAUGAAACUCCAUCACGGGGAGAACCGUCUGAAGAAGCUCGUGUGCUGUGAGUUUUGUGCAAAAGUGUUUGGUCACGUCAGAGUCUAUUUUGGCCAUCUAAAAGAAGUGCAUAGGGUUGUCAUCAGCACCGAACCCUCCCCCAGCGACCUGCUGCCAGGGGACAUGGCAAAGAGCAAAGAUGUGAACGUACGGGCGCUGGAAGGGUCGGUGGAGAGGGAAAACAAGUCUCACCUGGAAGAAGACCUCCUUCUGAACCAGGCUGACGAAGUCAAAUUACAAAUCAAAUGUGGCCGCUGUCAAAUCACAGCUCAGUCUUUCGCUGAAAUAAAGUUCCAUUUACUUUAUGUUCAUGGAGAGGAAAUUCAGGGCAGGCUACAAGAGGAGAUCUUACCAGGAAACAAGGGAGCUCAGGAGGAACUGGUUAAACAGGCUGCUCCUUACUGGAAACAUCGUCCCGAAAGAAGAAAGCCCGCUGCACACUGUCCCUCCGACGAGGAUGUACGUGCGUUUCCUAAAUUGAAAAAGCAGCUCUGCGUUCAUCGUCAGAAUGACGUGGGCGUGCUCAUGAAAAGUGAAGGAGGCCAGCCGGUUCCGAGGGAGCCAGAAGAAGAGCCCCGGGGCCCUGGGUGUCCCAGCCCCCGCCCCGGUCUCCUUCGGUCCCAGCGGGGCUUCCACUGUGUCCUUUGUGCACAGACUCUGGGAAGGAAAGAGGAGCUCCUCCUGCACUGGGAACAGCAGCACAGCUGUCAGGACCCUCCCAAACUCUGGACGAUUUUAAACGCGCUCUCCAGCCAGGGAGAGGUGGAGCUGUCCCCGAAAACUGAGAAAUGAAACACUGGGCGAGAGCGAGGUUAAAGAGAGUUUUGCUAUCACCUUUCUCUCGAAGCUUUGAGUUUUAUGGUGGUGCUUAAUUACAGAAACCAAACAAGUUAGGAUCAGCACUAAUGAGCAGAAGGGAUGUUUGUACAUAGUUUGUUUUCUUAUGACAUAUAUCUAUGCCCUUGAUGCAUAUUUUUCUAACCAUAUGCAGUUUAUUUUAAAAUUCUGUGUACUGUUAAUGUCUUAGACUUUAUUUCAGAAUAAAUAUGUAAAAAGAUCAAAAUUUGGAAAUUGAAAUAUAAAAGAUUAUAGGCUGUUCCUAAAAUACACUUUUCAGUA